This is a messenger RNA of Merops nubicus (carmine bee-eater), 2517 nucleotides long. It is a transcript of the gene MYLK3, whose product is annotated as myosin light chain kinase 3. The transcript is spliced from 14 exons. The record is from RefSeq and is a predicted model, not a curated record. The coding region runs from base 1 to 2517 and encodes 838 amino acids. Gene Ontology annotation, cellular component: cytoplasm; nucleus. Gene Ontology annotation, biological process: protein phosphorylation; positive regulation of apoptotic process; intracellular signal transduction. Gene Ontology annotation, molecular function: ATP binding; protein serine/threonine kinase activity. Lineage: Eukaryota; Metazoa; Chordata; Aves; Coraciiformes; Meropidae.
AUGUCUGCGGGUAGCUUGGACCUUGCAGAGGGAAAUGCCCUGACAAAGUUACAGCCUACAAAAGUGAACAGUUUCAGUAUGAUGGACAAAAAGCUGAAUCUCUUGAAUGAAAAGAUGGACAAAAUAUUGCAUUUUCAAGAAGAUCUGACAGGCAAACUGCAGCGAAUUAACAAAGGCAUUGAUGAUGUAGAAAAAGGUAUUAACAAACUAACAGUAUCCCCAGCAGCUCCUGAUGAGACAGAUGCAAUGAAAAAAGGCCUAAAGGUAUCGGACAAUACUCACCAGACUGAUAUCCAGAGCAUAUGCUCAGAAGUGUUGAAAUUGAUGAAAGCUGCCCAGCUGGAUUCUCUGAAGCAUAAGGAGAGGCUGGCAAAGAUAGAGAAAAGAGUUGAAACACUGGAUAAAGUUAUGACACUUGUGGAAGAAGUGUUAAAAAACUCCAAAGUAGUGGAUUUUAUUCUCAAAGGCAUUGUGCCCUGGAAGAAGGGGAGUCUACUGGAAAUCCUUGUUGAGGCCAAAGAUAAGCCUGAGGAGAGCGGUGCAAAACCUAAGCAUGUGCUUAGUAAUAGAGGAACCCAAACUGAAAACAAGAAGCCUCUGGAAGAGACAGAAAGUGGGAAAAAGCUGGAUGAAAAGGAAGAUUAUGAGAAGUUGAACACUUCUAGCACUGCAGCCCACAAAGCUGACUCCAAGCCCCAAGCUAAAGAAAGGACAGCACAGCAGCAAGUAGUAGAAGAUCAUGUAGGCACCCAGAAUGUUCCUGCUAAAGCACACGAUAUGGACAGAGCCCCACACCUAGAUAAGUGCCAGCUUGUUCAGAAACAUGGAGAGAAUGAAAACAAACCACCAUCGUCAAGAGUGGCAUCCUGGGAAGCCGUGCCUUCCACAUCCCAAGCCAUAUCUGACACAGGGUGUGAAGUGACACAUACCAGGAUGUCUAUCAAUAUACAUAUGACUGAAGUAAAAGAGAAGAUUGAGAUGACCAAGGAAGGAAACUUGAAUGAUCACAAAUGUAAAAGUCCCAAAGUAAAAUCCCCAUCCUCCACACCAGCAGACAAGGAGGGAGUUGAACAGCUGCCUCCCAAAUUAAAACUUCAACAGCAUCCUAAAAACAUCAGCCCAGAGCUAAAUCAAGAAGUUAAAGGGGACAAUAAGCAAAAUGAACUUGUACCUCAAACAGGGAAGCAACAGCCAUUACUGAGCAAUUCCAAAACAGGUAAAAAGGCUGAAGAGAAAUCAGAACUGAAAUGCAAGCCCAUAACCUCACAAAAGAAUAUCUCUGCAAAGGAGCCUACAAAAGAUGUGGAGGUAGGAGUAAAAAUCCAUCAAGAAAUGGCAAAAUCAGAAGAAUCCCUGACACGUACCAGCUCUGAGAGGAGUGAAUCUGAGUCUGCAUCUUCAGGGGGAAAUGGAACCGAUGCUCAACAGUGUACAGGAGUGGCACCAGAGAAGACUAAGUCAUUAGAAGCUAGCAAAGAGCUUCCCACAUGGGAUGAAAUGAUCAUUGAUGACAGCCCUUCUCCUCCAGCUCCUUUUGAACAUCGGAUAGUGAGCGUCAAGCAAACAGAGUUGACAACAUGCUACUCGGUGUGUCAUCACGAAGUACUGGGGGGGGGGCGUUUUGGGCAAGUUCACAAGUGCACGGAAAUAUCAACGGGUCUCAACCUGGCAGCCAAAAUCAUAAAAGUGAAAGGAGCAAAAGAGAAGGAAGAAGUAAAAAAUGAAAUUAAUGUCAUGAACCAAUUAAAUCAUGUGAAUCUGAUCCAGCUUUAUGAUGCUUUUGAAGCCAAAAAUAAUAUCACUUUGAUCAUGGAAUAUCUUGAUGGUGGUGAAUUAUUUGACCGGAUCACCGAUGAAAACUACAAUCUAACUGAGCUGGAUGCAAUCCUAUUUACCAAACAGAUUUGUGAAGGAGUCCACUACUUGCACCAGCAUUAUAUUCUCCAUUUAGAUCUGAAGCCUGAAAACAUACUAUGUGUAAGUCACACAGGAAACCAGAUUAAAAUUAUUGAUUUUGGAUUAGCAAGGAGGUACAAACCUCGUGAGAAAUUGAAGGUUAAUUUUGGAACUCCAGAGUUCCUGGCUCCUGAAGUGGUGAACUAUGACUUUGUUUCCUACCCAACGGACAUGUGGAGUGUAGGCGUCAUCACAUAUAUGUUACUUAGUGGCCUGUCCCCAUUCCUGGGAGAAACUGAUGCAGAGACAAUGAAUUAUGUAGUCAAUUGCAGCUGGGAUUUUGAUGCAGAAGCAUUUGAGCAACUAUCAGAGGAAGCUAAAGACUUUAUUUCCAGACUACUUGUGAAGGAGAAAAGCUGCCGGAUGAGUGCGACGCAGUGCCUGAAGCAUGAGUGGUUAAGCAAUCUACCUGCUAAAGCCAAGAAGUCCAAGCUUCGCCUGAAGUCCCAGUUGUUGCUGCAGAGUUACAUGGCUCACAGAAAAUGGAAGAAACAUUUUUAUGUAGUGGCUGCUGCUAACAGGCUCAAGAGAUUCCAGAGUGUGGCUGUCAAGCUUGUGUAA